This is a messenger RNA of Zootermopsis nevadensis, 2849 nucleotides long. The record is from RefSeq and is a predicted model, not a curated record. Lineage: Eukaryota; Metazoa; Arthropoda; Insecta; Blattodea; Termopsidae.
UUGAAUGUACCAUCAGAAUUUAAAGUAAAAUUGUGUUUUGGUUAUAUCAGUGCUGUCUUUGCUACUGCAUAUUGCAAACCUGUAAGGCAACUGCGAAUCAAGUGUCGGGAUUAUUAAAUAAUAAUGCAUGAAUAGCAUUACAGGAAUGUGCAGUUUAAUAUAAAAUUGUGUAUUCGUUUACAUAUGCCACUUAGCAAACUUGUUUUUUAAAUUGCAUAAGAUAUGCAUAAUUGUCAUUGUUAAUUCUCUCAUUGCAGAGUAGUCGCCAUCUUUCACGAGCUCGACUCUGCCAGCUAGAGCAGACGAGUUUCGUGUAUUUUGAAAAGGGGAUUGGGGCUUUUUGUGGUGCUGAUAGUGGUGUUAUUUAUUGCUCAUGCUUGCUGAGAAAAUUGUGUGUUCCCAUUAGGAAUAGAUAUUGUUGGAGUCACUUCAUCAUGGCAACCCUAAUUUCUAAGAAGAAUAAGUCGUCAGCAAGCACCUGCACUACAGAGGGAUCUACUACCUCUUCAUCUCCAGCAUCAUCUGUGAAUCUCAUUACAACCAACUCAUCCAUUUCACAACCACAGCACAACAUUGUUGCCAACAAUAACAACAAUGCUCCCAAGUAUGGGACUCUGAUUCCAAACCGGAUCUUUGUCGGUGGAAUCUCGGGCAGCACCACUGAAUCAGAACUUUUUGAAUUGUUUUCAGCUUAUGGAACUGUGAGGGCAGCAAAAGUGAUCAGCGACCGGGCCGGAGUGUCAAAGGGCUACGGCUUCGUCACUUUUGAGACUGAGGACGAAGCGAGGCGCCCCAUGCGAGAUUCUGAAUGCAUUAUUCUGAAGGAUCGGAAACUGAACAUUGCUCCCGCCAUAAAGAAACAGCCAUUCAGCCAAACAUAUGAAGCCGCAUCACCUCCCACUGUUCACAGCAACACUAUCUUCUAUCAGAAUGGUGUGCCGUACACUUUUCACAAUGGAGUGGCAUAUUUCCCAGCUACACCUACCCACCAUGCCCCCGCCAGCGCCAUUACCACAACAGGUGAUCCUGUUGGCAUGUACCAGACCACUUACGUGCCCCCGCCAGCCACACCCACGCACUCUCCGGGCGCAGCUGCCGCAUACCCUGUGAUAUAUCCCUGCGCAGCCCCUCCGACGAUGUACGUGACGCCUCAGCAGUUCCAGUACCAGCCCAUGCCACCACCAGUCCCACCAUCACAGUACAUAUAUACUGCCUCAGCAUCGUCCACGACUGCUGCGGCCCCUGGAAAUGGUCCACCUGUGACUCAAGGUUCACCCAUGCUGGGAGCUCCUGCGCCCCUGCCACCUGCACAGCACUACUACACUCAAGCACACCUGAACCCCACUGACCUGUACUACAGCAUUCCACAGCCCUACCCCACCAUGAUGAGCAACGAGGGGGUUGUGUAUGAUACGUCCCCGCAGACUGAGACGUCCAGCAACCAGUCAGCUGAAGACAGUUGUUCAAACUCGAGCAAUUCAGACACUGUUAGAAGUGGAGGCGGUGAAAAUUGCAAACCACCACUAAACCAGGAAAAAACGGUUGCUAAGCAUGAAAGCAACUUGCCGAGUAAUGGUGGGUGGGUGCCACCCGCCACCACAGCAAACAGCCAGCUGCCCACCCAGAGUCAGCACCAGAAUGCCUCGACACCUGUUGUCUCCCUCCUGAAACUUCAGCAGAUAGGUGAAGAAUUGGACAUCUGCCCCAGCAAGAAGAGCUUGUCACCCGCGAUCCAAGACUACGUGACCACUCCGCCCCCCCAGCAGACAUACUACCAACAGGUGCCACCCCCCUUGCUGAACCAAAACAAAUCCCAGUCUCCAAUGAUGCCCAUUUUGUACCAGUCUGUGCCACCUAUGUUUGUAAAUCCCACAGCUCAGCCAUCUGGAACCUCUCCCUAUAUGAACCAGUUUUUGCCAUCUGGCAUAGUCAAUGGGCAUUCUGAUCAUCCUGGUACCAACUGUACUGGGCAGUUUCAAAAUCAUCGGGCCCCAUAUGCUUCAAAAUUGUUCAACAGUCGACGUGGUGGCGGGACGUCUGGCAGCCACUCCUCUCCCAUGUCAGUUCACAUCCCACCAUUUCCUCCCAAGUUCCAUUUCUUGAAUAGCAACCAUGUGCACAUGCCAGGGAUGCACAGCCCUCACAUUCAGGGUUCAGGUCAAAAGCGUUAUUAUAAUAACAGGAAUCUGAACCAGCAGCAUCGAGGGCGGGACAGCGGACGGUACGUGGGACCCAAUUCAGGCAGGAUGCAGCGCCGAUACUUCUCUACCAAUGUCAGCGUGUUCAACAAUGCUGCUGCUGAGACCAGUGUUCCACAUGCUUCCAUCGCCAGUGCUGCCGCCAUAACGACCGUCGCCACCGCUACCACCAGUACCACGAUAAUGAUUAAUACUACUGCUGCUACUACUUCCAUUGUUACAAGUGCUGCCACCAUCACCUCUAAUGCCCCUUCGCCACCUCCGGCUCCGUAUUCUCCUAUGACCCAUCCCGCAGUUGAUUCCUCUGCUCCUCCCCAACAGGUGCAGUUCUAUUCUGGAGCAGGUAAUAGCGCGUGCCAUCAGACCUACCAUCCAACCUCCAGUGGAUCGCAGCAGCAGAUGGCUGUGCCACCACGGCGAUUCGCCAGUAGCUCGCGCAGAUCUGGCAACAGCGAUGGAGGAAGCAGCGGCAAGUACUCGAAGAACGUGGUGAACAGUGUGCAGGUUCUGGCUGCAGGUGCCAGCAAGGUGAUGGGUAAUGUUGAUGAGGGUGCAGUGGGGGGAGCAGGAGAUGCACCAACCAGGUUGCCACUCCCCAAUUGUGUGGUGAUGCAGGAAGCAUGCCACCAGGUGCAGGCAUUAAGUCUCUAA